Molecule: messenger RNA, 1199 nt
Organism: Zingiber officinale
Lineage: Eukaryota; Viridiplantae; Streptophyta; Magnoliopsida; Zingiberales; Zingiberaceae
Exons: 2
Coding region: 146-448 (100 amino acids)
Source: RefSeq, a predicted model, not a curated record
AAUUCCCUUCUCUGUAACCUAACCCUCUGCUUCGCUUUCUUGACUUCCGAGGUCGCGCGGCUCGCGCUGCAGUGAGGACAUUGCGCACAGUUGCGCAAGGUGGCUGUGGCGAGGACGUCGAUGACCGCCUUGUGCAGUGGCGAGGAUGUCGGCGGUCGCCUCGCGUUAUGGCAAGGACGACGACGACCCCCUUCGCGAUGUAGCGAGGACAACGACCCCCUUCGUGCUUUGGCGAGGGAUGCCCACUGCCCCUCGCGCGGCGACGAGGAUGCCCACAGCCGCCUCGCGCAGCGGCCCCAAGGUUGCCUCUCCCGAUCACGAGGACGCCCGCAACUGCCUCACACGGGGCGUGCCUCUUGUCUAUCGCACUGUCAAUGAUUUACAUCCACUUGCCAUUGUGAUGGAUGGGAGAGACCAAAUGCCGCCAACAGAAAUGGCAUUGGAUUGAAGCGGAAUAAAGAUAUUUUUCUUGAUUUAUAUGGUUUAUUAUAUUUUUCAUUGAGGUUAGAUGAGCAUUUAUAUUCCUUCCACAUAGUACUAGGUUAACUAUGCUUUGUAUUGUUAUAAAGGCGCCUUGAUUUGGUAAAUUCAAGAUUAUUUUGUUCUCUUGUAUUAUUUUUCUUAGAUGUAAGAAAUUGUGUUUUUUUUUCAACAGUCCAUCUUAUGCUCUUGUUAUACAAAUACCAAUUAGCUAGCUUACUUGAAUGAGGCAAUUCCCAAGUUCUAAAAUUUUAUUAGCAUUCCCAAGAUUUUUCUUUCUAAUACCAAAUCUAAGCAGAUUUUAAGCUUUUUUUUAAAUGAAAUUUUUAUCGUUGAUAUUAAAUAAAAUUUAUAUCUUUGAUAUGGUUAAAACUGUUUUGCAUGAAUUAGUGAAACUAUGAGGUACUGCUAUAAAGGAUAUCUCUUUAUGGGAGCGUCACAGAUCAUAUUUGCUUAUAUUGACCUAAAUCUUUUGGUAAAUCUGAUAGGGUAAGGUGAUCUUGAGGUAUAAUUUUCUUUUGCAAGCAAUUAUAAGUCUUUGUUAGUUAUGUUGGUGGCAACAAGUGUGGAUAUACUUGAUGUUUAUGAUAUUAUUUUUGUUUGAAAUUGUGAAUUGAUUUUUAUUCUUCUUGUAAUACAGGUAAAAUAAAUUAUGAAUACAUUAGUACUUUCUGAUUUUCUCCUUUGACCACUACUGAUAUGGUUAUCAACUUGCUUAA